CGCAACGGGUUUGCCACCAGAACACAGGUGUCGUGAAAACCACUGCUCAACCUAAACCAAAAUGGGAAAGGAAAAGACUCACAUCAACAUCGUCGUCAUUGGACACGUAGAUUCGGGCAAGUCUACCACUACUGGUCAUCUGAUCUACAAAUGUGGUGGGAUCGACAAAAGAACUAUCGAAAAAUUUGAGAAGGAGGCUGCUGAGAUGGGAAAGGGCUCCUUCAAGUAUGCCUGGGUCUUGGAUAAACUGAAAGCUGAACGUGAACGUGGUAUCACCAUUGAUACCUCCCUGUGGAAAUUCGAGACCAGCAAGUAUUAUGUGACCAUCAUUGAUGCCCCAGGACACAGAGACUUUAUCAAAAACAUGAUUACAGGCACAUCUCAGGCUGACUGUGCUGUCCUGAUUGUUGCUGCUGGUGUCGGUGAAUUUGAAGCCGGUAUCUCCAAGAAUGGGCAGACCCGUGAGCAUGCCCUUCUGGCUUACACCCUGGGUGUAAAACAACUAAUUGUUGGUGUUAACAAGAUGGAUUCCACUGAGCCACCCUACAGCCAGAAGAGAUACGAGGAAAUCGUUAAGGAAGUCAGCACCUACAUUAAGAAAAUUGGCUACAACCCCGACACAGUAGCAUUUGUGCCAAUUUCUGGUUGGAACGGUGACAACAUGCUGGAGCCAAGUGCUAACAUGCCUUGGUUCAAGGGAUGGAAAGUCACCCGUAAAGAUGGGAAUGCCAGUGGAACCACACUGCUUGAAGCUCUGGAUUGCAUUCUGCCACCAACUCGUCCAACUGACAAGCCCUUGCGUCUGCCUCUCCAGGACGUCUACAAAAUUGGUGGUAUUGGUACUGUCCCUGUGGGCCGAGUCGAGACUGGUGUUCUUAAACCUGGCAUGGUGGUCACCUUUGCUCCAGUCAAUGUUACAACUGAAGUAAAGUCCGUUGAAAUGCACCAUGAAGCUUUGAGUGAGGCUCUUCCUGGGGACAAUGUGGGCUUCAAUGUGAAGAACGUAUCUGUCAAAGAUGUUCGUCGUGGCAAUGUGGCUGGUGACAGCAAAAAUGACCCACCAAUGGAAGCAGCUGGCUUCACAGCUCAGGUGAUUAUCCUGAACCAUCCAGGCCAAAUCAGUGCUGGAUAUACCCCUGUGCUGGAUUGUCACACAGCUCACAUUGCUUGCAAGUUUGCUGAGCUGAAGGAGAAGAUAGAUCGUUGUUCUGGAAAAAAGCUGGAAGAUGGUCCCAAGUUCUUGAAAUCUGGUGAUGCUGCCAUUGUUGAUAUGGUUCCUGGCAAGCCUAUGUGUGUUGAGAGCUUCUCUGACUAUCCUCCUCUGGGCCAUUUUGCUGUUCGUGACAUGAGACAGACGGUUGCUGUGGGUGUCAUCAAAGCAGUGGACAAGAAAGCAGCUGGAGCUGGCAAGGUCACCAAGUCUGCCCAGAAAGCUCAGAAGGCUAAAUGAAUAUUAUCCCCAAUACCUGCCACCCCAGUCUUAAUCAGUGGUGGAAGAACGGUCUCAGAACUGUUUGUGUCAAUUGGCCAUUUAAGUUUAAUAGUAAAAGACUGGUUAAUGAUAACAAUGCAUCGUAAAACCUUCAGAAGGAAAGGAGAAUGUUUUGUGGACCAUUUGUUUUUUUUUGUGUGUGUGUGGCAGUUUUAAGUUAUUAGUUUUUAAAAUCAGUACUUUU
Neomonachus schauinslandi (Hawaiian monk seal) is the source of this 1676-nucleotide messenger RNA. Its product is annotated as elongation factor 1-alpha 1-like. Lineage: Eukaryota; Metazoa; Chordata; Mammalia; Carnivora; Phocidae. The transcript has a single exon. The coding region runs from base 62 to 1450 and encodes 462 amino acids. Gene Ontology annotation, biological process: translation; translational elongation. Gene Ontology annotation, molecular function: GTPase activity; translation elongation factor activity; GTP binding. The record is from RefSeq and is a predicted model, not a curated record.